CCGGAAUUGCCUCUACUUCUCUGUUUCUUUUUGCUUCCCCACUCCUUACUCCUCCUUUUGUUUUUUUAAUCCUUUUUUAGUCUUUUUUUUUGGGAGUUAUCUUCGCUUCACCGACAAUUAAAACAAGGUCUUCCGAAACACAUUUCUUUGUGGGCUGAGGAUCUGAUUGCUGACCCGCUGGCUGCUGGCAGAUAGCGAGUGUUUUUCUUCAUCUUUCCUUUCAUUAAUAUAGAUAUUCACUUUAUAUACACCUUUUCACCUGAUUCCCACCUCACUAAUCUGUUCAUUUCUGCUUUGUUGUGUUGGCGACUUUCACUCCGUUCUCUCUUAUCUCCUCUUUCCCCCACCCCCAAUUUGUCUUGUGGCUACUGGGCUUCUCCUCUUUGUUACCCAGAGAGAGAGAGAGAGAUAGAGAGGGUAGGGAUCAAUCUUCUGGGUAUUCAUGGCUUCCAAAUUGCUCUUAAUCAUCGUCUUCGUCUUUGAUCUCAUCGCUUUUGCUCUCGCCGUUGCUGCUGAGCAGCGUAGGAGUAAGGCUAAAAUCGUCCCUGAUUCUGAGCUAAAUUAUGACUACUGUGUCUAUGACUCGGACAUCGCAACUGGCUUUGGGGUGGGUGCAUUCUUGUUCCUGAUGGCUAGCCAAGUCCUUAUAAUGGUGGCAAGUAGGUGCUUCUGCUGUGGGAAGGCUCUGAGUCCCAGUGGUUCAAGGGCAUGGGCUGUUAUCCUCUUCAUCACUUGCUGGGUGACAUUUUUUAUUGCGGAGGUUUGCUUGCUUGCGGGUUCUGUGAGGAAUGCCUACCAUACCAGAUACAGAACAAUUGUUGAUGGAAGCAACACUCUUUCCUGCGAGGUCUUGAGAAAAGGAGUCUUUGGAGCAGGGGCAGCCUUCGUAGUAUUCACUGGCAUAUUCACUGAACUCUACUAUGUUUGCUACUCUAAGGCUAAGGAUGGGUUCAGAACCACCAACUUUGGCAAAGACACUGGCGUGGGGAUGGGAGCCUACAGCUGAGUUAGCAUACGAUACAUCAGUUAGCUAAGGAUGGAACUGUUUGCACUCUGGAUUUAUAAUGUUUGAUUCACACUUUGAGUUUCAUUUGGGGUUUCUUGUGGAGAUUAAUUUUGUUCAUUGGAUAUGGUAUUUGAUCUUAGUUUCUAUUCCGUAUAUAUAUUCUUUUCAUGUAA
Molecule: messenger RNA, 1179 nt
Organism: Macadamia integrifolia
Lineage: Eukaryota; Viridiplantae; Streptophyta; Magnoliopsida; Proteales; Proteaceae
Exons: 3
Coding region: 443-1006 (187 amino acids)
Source: RefSeq, a predicted model, not a curated record